Messenger RNA from Chrysoperla carnea, 768 nucleotides. It is a transcript of the gene SelR, whose product is annotated as methionine-R-sulfoxide reductase B1. Bases 110 to 733 code for a protein of 207 amino acids. Gene Ontology annotation, cellular component: cytoplasm. Gene Ontology annotation, molecular function: peptide-methionine (R)-S-oxide reductase activity. NCBI's taxonomy places the organism in Eukaryota, Metazoa, Arthropoda, Insecta, Neuroptera, Chrysopidae. The record is from RefSeq and is a predicted model, not a curated record. Gene Ontology annotation, biological process: protein repair; response to oxidative stress. The transcript has 4 exons.
GAAAUAAAAUUAAAGUUUAUUACGUAUUUAAGAGUUUAUAAAUAGAAGUUAAAGUUAUAUCUAUAACUAAUGCGGUGAAUGUGUGUUAUAGGUAGUAGUUAUUGCUGGAAUGUAUAAUAUAAGAAUAUUAAAUAGAUUACAUCGUCUUCUUGUUGUACCACCAAUAUUUACAAAAAUAACAGUACCUAAUAAUAAUAUUAAUAUCAUAAAAAAAGUUAACAAUAUUAAUUAUUUAUCAUUUUCAUCAACACGGUUAUUGUGUUCAAAUCAAAAUAAAAUGGGCUCCCAAAAGUAUAGUAAAGAAGAAUUAAAAAAACGUUUAACACCAUUACAAUAUCAUGUUACACAAGAAGCUGGAACUGAACGACCAUAUUCAGGAUGCUAUGAUAAAACAUUUGAUAAAGGUACUUAUGUUUGUAUUGUUUGUGAACAACCAUUGUUCAAUUCUGAUACAAAAUUUGAUUCUGGGUGUGGAUGGCCUGCUUUCAACCAAGUGUUGGAUGCAGGAAAAGUAAAACUACUGAAAGAUACAAGUCUAGUUGGAUCGAACCUCUUACUACUGGUUAAACAUCCAGAACGAAUCCGAACGGAAGUACGCUGUUCAGAAUGCAAUGCACAUCUGGGUCAUGUAUUUGAUGAUGGACCGUUACCAACAAGGAAACGUUUUUGUAUCAAUUCAGCAUCCAUCAACUUUAUUCCAAUCAACAAUGAAUCAAAAACAUCAAGUAGUUAAUAUAAUUUAAUAAAUAAAUAAUUAAUUGAUUCAUA